This is a messenger RNA of Hemiscyllium ocellatum (epaulette shark), 1759 nucleotides long. RefSeq lists its product as uncharacterized. Bases 1 to 1674 code for a protein of 557 amino acids. The record is from RefSeq and is a predicted model, not a curated record. NCBI's taxonomy places the organism in Eukaryota, Metazoa, Chordata, Chondrichthyes, Orectolobiformes, Hemiscylliidae. The transcript has 12 exons.
AUGGCAAGAAUAGUCCUUCUAAAGAUAAUAACAAUUGCUCUAGCUGUUUACGUUAUCUGUUUGUCUGAUUUCUUCCUCCCACCUGAAGGAGACAUUGUCAGUGUGCUCAUGGUAUUGUGCGUUGACCCAGGCUUAUUAAAUAAAGUAGCUGACUUAUCUUCCCUGCUUGGAUUCACUGGGAUCACUACUAUUUCCAACUGUUCACAAAAUAGAACUCAAAGAAGACUCACAGCGAUAAAAGUCUCUUUAAAUCAUUCCAGCAGUGACCAGCAUCAUGGAAAGUCCACAUGUCAGAGUUUUACUCCAAAUUUAACAGCCUCAGGCUGGUUCUCAUGCAAAGCUGACACCACGCAAAGGCAAGCACUGAAUCAGGAACCUCCUCAAGUAUCCAAAAUAUUGAUAAUAAUAUCAGAUAGAAGAAUAAUCACUGGGGUGAGUGGAUUGAGGAUUCACAUGCUUCCAUUACGUAACAGCGUUGAUGCUACCUGGAGUGACAGUUCACCAAAUGGGAUGAAACCUAACAAGUGUUACAUGGAAGUUCAACUUCAGAACUCCACUGUAGAUGACCUGACAGAUCAGAACAGAUAUCUCUGCACUGAGAAAAACUGCAACUGUGUUGUGAAGAAGGGAGUCGCUAAUGAUCAAUGUUAUAGAGGCACAUCUAAUUAUUUGGCAAUGACCAUUCAAGAGCAGAACUGUGUCCUUGAAAUUAUUUGGUUAGCUUUAUUUCCAACAAUCUGCAUUGUCUUACUUAUCGUCAUAUCUUACCAGUUGCUCAAGGAAGAUUCAUCCUGUAAUGUACGGAAUUGUAGAUUGGGCUCUGAUUAUCCACAAGGAGUGUAUGACUAUGGAAAUCACCUCAUGUCAGGUGUAAAAUCAAGACAACGUGAGGCAGCAAUGAACAUCAAUGAAAUUCAGCAGGAAGGAGGCAGAAGCCAAUCACAUGUUUAUGAGGCCUGUCCCAGAGAACAUCAGUUUAUCAGCAGUGAUCAGGGUGAAAAUGCAAGACAACAUGAAGCAGCUGUAUACAUCAAUGAAAUUAAGCAGGAAGGAAGAAGAAUGCGAUCACCUUUUGGGGCUUGUUCCAGAGAAUAUCAGUAUAUCGACAGUGUUCUGGGAGAUAAGAACUUAUCCAAGGAACAUGGCGAAUUGUCUAUAAUACCUGAACUUGAAAGAAUCCAUUCCAAUAAUGAAGGAAAUCGUGUCAAGACAUUGCCCCCUAACAAUUCAAAAGGACAAAACAGUGAAAAUCUUUCAGCUGAUGAGUAUGCAAAUGUUGACAGUGCAACAAAUAGAGCCUCAUCCACACCACGUCAUCUUUUAGGUGCAAACAAGAGACAACAUGAAAGGCCUUUGUACAUCAAUGAAAUUCAGCAAGAAGGAAGCAGAAAGCAGCCAUCAGGUCACGAGGCCUGUUCCAGGGAAAAUCAGCAUGUUGAGCCCAUCAUCGUUUAUCAGGGAACAUAUGAUUCUGUCCACAUAUAUGGGAAUAUGGAAGAACGAGGCAGUGUGGCUGCAUCAAGGCAUGAAUAUGCAAAUGUUUUGGAUCUUGCAGGCGAUGAAGCAUUUCUGACAAGUCAGCAUCUUCCAGAUACUCUGGAUCUUCAUUGUGACCGCCACCAUAACAUAAAAGCUAACACACAGAAGAAGAAAAGAAAAUUCUUGUGUUUCUGAGAACGGCUUUUCUAAAGCAAACAUCUCUGCGCCAGCAAUUACCAUGUUGGAGUGUUGCAUUUCAAGUCUAUAGUUUACACAAAAG